Molecule: messenger RNA, 1654 nt
Organism: Cladophialophora immunda
Lineage: Eukaryota; Fungi; Ascomycota; Eurotiomycetes; Chaetothyriales; Herpotrichiellaceae
Exons: 1
Coding region: 1-1506 (501 amino acids)
Cellular component (GO): membrane
Source: RefSeq, a predicted model, not a curated record
AUGCCUAUCCAGUACCAGAUCGGGCCGUUUCGAGCCCCUCUCCUGCCCGACGAGGAGAGCAUCAGCUCGACUGCUCCAUCGAAGCUGUCCCACCGUUCCGAUGCCCUGCCAGACAGAGCUCCCUUCCUGCUCCGCACCGACAGCUUUGGUUCGACGAUCACCUCGUCGAAGACUUCCUACCAUGCCGAGCCGCAGCCCGUACGAGCCCCUUUCCACCUUCUGCGUACCAACAGUCGCCGUUCAGUCAUUCCAGAGAAGACAUCCUACCACUCCCUGCAUGCGGAACUAGGGGACAAAAGGGAGGAGGACUUUUGGCAGCACACCCGGAAGUCGUUCUUUCUCAAGAUUGGGGCUGUCUUUGUCUUGCUGCAAUUGCUUUUCCUGGGAAACUUGUCGUACCUCUAUGGAUCUCUGUGGGGUUCGAACAGCCGCGUCUCGUCGUUGAAUGUUUUGUGGUUGGACCUUGACGGUGGCGUGAUUGGCGACUCAGUAAACAGUGCUUAUGAGAGCCUUCAAGGCCUCGAUUUCCCUUCGCUCGAGAAGCCUUCCGAGAGCGAACUGCAUUCUGUCUCCGAGGCAGUGGACGCCGUCCGCUCGGGAUCAUACUGGGCGGCUUUUGUGGUCAACGCGAAUGCUUCGGCGAGACUUUCCCGUGCCCUUACUGGUGGCCAGGCGGCGCAGACCUACCAGCCCUCUGAUGCUCUGACAUACAUCUGGAACGAGGUUAGGUACCCUCCGUUCUCGGACGAAGCGUUGAUGUCCAAUUUCGAGCUGCUGGCGCAGGCUGCCGAACAGGAAUAUCACCACAGACGAGGCCAAACCGCACUGCGGAAUCUGGACCGAAACAACAGCGCCGCCGUGCAGGUCCUGUUCCAUCCGAUCGGCAUCUCCGCUAUGAACAUCAUGGAAACCACAAAUCCAACCCGGCUUCUGUACAAUACGGCGACGAUGGUGAUGCCGGUGCUCGAACAAUUCUUUUUUGUGUUGAUCCUGAACGGACUCUCUGAUGAACUGGGAAUAUACAAAAAUGUGCCCGCUACCACAACUGGGAUCUUCCGCGUGGCAUUUGCCUUUGGUUACACCCUCCUCUCCGCACUCGGCAUGACCGGGUACAUCUGGGCAUUCCGGGAAACAUGGUCAGUGGACGGGAAGCAGUUUGGCCUGACAUGGAUGACCUUUUGGUUGCUUCACACGGUCCACUUUGUUGUCGUCGACACGGCGGCCGCGUUCUGGCCUGUCCCUGUCAUGCCAUUCUUUAUUCUCACCUGGAUCGUGCUCAACUUGUCGAGCUCCGUCAGCCCCCUCGAGCUCAAUCCAACAUUUUAUCACUGGGGCUAUGCACUCCCGGACAACGAGGCAUAUUCUCUUUUAACAGAUAUUUGGUCCCAUGGUGCAGUGCCCGUGCUCCAUCGCGCUCUUCCGAUCUUGUUCGCCUGGCUGCUUGUUGGCGCAAGUGCAGCUAUCUUUGGUCACUUUCGCCGCUGUCGACAUGCUCGUCAAAAGUGAUCGAGGGCCAGAAAAACAGAGCUUUUAUCAGGGGUUGGAGUGGCCAUGACAACGAUAUUAAUGAUGAAACGAACUUGAGUUGUAUUGCUUGAAUAGAGGAAGGGUCAGAUCAAUGUUGACAUGGUUUUGGAUCUGGCUUUAAACUUUG